CUCACUCGGCAUAUAAAUAACAGUCUUCCACUCUACCGACUCGCGCCAUUUCUUUUACCUACUUUUCAAAACCACCGAAUUUUAUUCACAUAAAAGAAGAAAACCCUACUCUCUCCAUUCCCCUUUAUUCAAAACCGUAAUUUGACCCUUUUCCCUCUCUCAAAAACCCUAAUUCUCUCUCCCCACUUGCCUGGAAUCAACCGAAGCCUUCCAUUAAAGCUCCUCUCAAACAAACCCGAGUUUUAAUUCCCGCUCUUAAGCAAAACCAUAGCAUUUGCGUUUGUUUCAGGAACCCUAGUUUCCCCAUUUUCUACUCUCUUCAGAACUGCAUCACCAUUUUAAUGGCAUGGUGAAUCCCUAUUUCUUAGCUGAAUUCAUCCGAAUUCUGCCAUUCAAGCUCCUUUUAAACAAACCCUAACCCACCAAUUUCCCAGUGCACUCUGCAUGGAAACCCCGAAAUGUACCGGAUUGCACCAUUAAAGCUAUACUCAGCCAUGACCUAAUUCCCACCUCAGUGGAGCAAAGACCUUAUUUCAUGCCCUCCUGUAACUUCCAAUUAUGCCUUCUCUCCCUUCCUCUGGUAAAAUCCUGCAACUGGAGCUCGAGAACUUCAAAUCCUACAAAGGAAACCAGACUAUUGGUCCCUUUCGAGACUUCACAGCCAUUAUUGGACCAAAUGGAGCAGGAAAAUCGAAUCUCAUGGAUGCUAUAAGCUUUGUUCUAGGGAUUCGAUCUGCUCAAUUAAGAGGAGCUCAUUUGAGGGACUUAAUUUAUGCCAGCGAUGAUAGAGAUAAGGAACAGAAAGGGAGAAGAGCCUCGGUGAAACUCGUUUACGAGACAGCUGGGGGUGAGCAUGUCAAAUUUUCGAGAACAAUUACUGGGGCUGGAAGUAGUGAUUAUCGAAUCGAUGAUAGAAUUGUGAAUUGGGAUGAGUAUAGUGGUCGGCUGAAGUCCUUUGGAAUUCUUGUGAAGGCUCGGAAUUUCUUGGUUUUUCAGGGUGAUGUUGAGUCUAUUGCCUCAAAGAAUCCUAAGGAACUCACAGCCCUCCUUGAGCAAAUUUCUGGUUCUGAUGAACUUAAGAAAGAUUAUGAGAGCCUGGAAGAGCAGAAGGAAAGGGCUGUAGAGAAAUCUGCAUACAUUUAUCAAAAGAAGAGGACUGUUGUCUUGGAAAGGAAACAAAAGAAAGAGCAAAAAAAAGAAGCUGAGGAGCACCUUCGCUUGCAAGAGGAGUUGAAAUCUCGGAAAAAAGAGUACCGUUUGUGGCAAGUAUUUAACAUUGAAAAUGAUAUGGAGAAGACUGAACAUGAGCUUGAAGAUGACAAUAGAAAUCUUCUGGAUCUGGUGAAGGUCCAGGAGAAAUGUGAACAUGAUGUCAAUGACAAAAAGAAAGAACAUGCUGGGUACUUGAAAGAAGCUCUCUUGUGUGAAAAGAAGUUUGCAAAGAAGAAAGCUGAUCUUGAUAAAAAGCAACCAGAACUUCUAAAACUGAAGGAGGAGAUAUCUCGAAUCAACUCGAAAAUUAAAAGCAGCAAGAAGGAAUUGAACAAAAAGAGAGCAGAGAAGGAGAAAAAAUUGGAAGAAAUUGAGAAACUAAAGAAAGAUGAGCAGGAUGUCCGCACAUCUCUCAGUGAGUUAAAUGGGCAAGGCCAAGAUGUUGGGGGAAGACUCCAACUAGCAGACAACCAAUUGAAGGAAUACCAUAGAAUUAAAGAAGAAGCUGGCAUGAAGACGGCAAAGUUGAGAGAGGAAAAAGAGGUAUUUGAUCGGCAGCAGCAAGUUGACACUGAAUUACAAAAGAACUUGGAAGGGACUCUUCAACAACAGAUGAGUCGGGAGCAAGAGCUCGCAUCCCAAGAGGAACAAAUGGAAGCUAAACUGAAAAAGCUUAUAGAUUCACUUGGGAGAAACAAUGAAGAGCUCAAACAAGUAAAAGUACAAUUGAGUCAAAUGCAAGAAGCACAUCGAACAUCGAAGUCAAGGUAUGAUCAGUUAAAGGCGAGGAUUGAUGAAGUUGAAACUGAAUUACGUGAGCUGAAGGCUGACAGGUUUGAGAAUGAGCGGGAUGCUAGGUUGUCAGAGGCUGUUGAGAGUCUCAAGCGUCUGUUCCCAGGUGUGCAUGGUCGAAUGACAGACCUUUGCAAGUCAAACCAUAAGAAGUUUCACCUUGCAAUUACUGUUGCUAUGGGAAGAUUCAUGGAUGCGAUAGUUGUUGAAGAUGACUAUACAGGAAAGGAAUGUAUUAAGUAUUUGAAGGAACAACGACUUCCACCCCAGACAUUCAUCCCUUUGCAAUCAAUCCGUGUAAAACCUGUACUUGAAAAGUUGCGCACAUUGGGAGGAACGGCAAAGCUGAUCUUUGAUAUCAUUCAAUUUCCGCCUGCAUUGGAGAAGGCUGUUUUGUAUGCUGUUGGGAAUACCUUAGUUUGUGAUGGCCUUGAGGAAGCUAAACAUCUAAGCUGGAGUGGGGAGAGGUACAAAGUGGUUACUCUUGAUGGGACCCUCCUCACUAAGGCUGGUACAAUGACUGGUGGGAUUAGUGGAGGAAUGGAAGCAAAAUCACAUAAAUGGAAUGAUAAAAAUAUUGAAGCCUUAAAAAAGAAAAAAGACGGCUAUGAAGCAGAAAUGGAGGAGCUGGGAUCAAUUAGAGAUAUGCAGAUGAAGGAGUCAGAUGCAUCUAUGAAAAUUACUGGACUUGAAAAAAAGAUCCAGUAUUCUAAAAUGGAGAAGAAAAGCAUUGAAGAAAAGAUCUCAAAGUUGAAGAAAGAUAGGAGCACUCUAAAAGGAGAGAUUGAUGCUCUGAAGCCUCAACUUGCAGAGGUAAAAAAACGCGUUUCACACCGAAACAAGGACAUCUUACGGCUUGAAACCAGGAUCAAUGAGAUCGUUGAUCGUAUCUAUUGGGAUUUCAGUAAGUCUGUUGGAGUGGCAAACAUCCGUGAGUACGAGGAAAAACAACUCAAAGCUGCUGAAGAAAUUUCAGAGAGAAGGCUAAGCUUGAGCAGCCAACUCUCCAAACUUAAGUACCAGCUGGAGUACGAGCAAAGGCAGGACAUGGAUGCCCCGAUUGAGAAGCUUCUAUCUUCUAUUGCUUCUUUGGAGGAAGAACUAAAAGCAGUUCGAAAGAAAGAAAUUGAAGCCAAACGGAUAGUUGAUGAAGCUGAAAGUCAAAUGGAAGAAAUGAGGCAAGAAAUUGAUGGUUGGAAGUCCAAGGCAGAUGAUUGUGAAAAGCUCGUACAAGAGCAAAUCAAGAAAUUAAACAGUGUCACUGGGACCAUAGGGAAAUUGAAACGUCAGAUAAAUGCAAAGGAGACACAUAUUGAACAGUUAAGGUCACGCAGGCAAGAGAUACUGGAGAAUUGCGAGAUUGAGCAAAUAAAGCUUCCAACCAUAGCUGACCCAAUGGAUACUGAUGCAUCUCAACCCUCCCCAAGAUUUGACUACAGCCAACUUAGCCAAGAAUAUCUUCAUGUCUCAAAACCCUCUGAUAGAGAUAAGCUUGAGGUAGAGUUCAAGCAAAAGAUGGAUUUGUUGUCCUCUGAAAUUGAAAGAACUGCACCCAACUUGAAGGCACUGGAUCAGUAUGAGGCCCUGCUAGAGAAAGAGAGAGAGGCAAGUGAAGAACUUGAAGUGGCCCGGAAAGCAGAGAGAGAAACAACCGAUCACUAUAACUCAGUAAAGCAAAAAAGGUAUGAGUUGUUCAUGGAGGCAUUCAAGCACAUAGAGACCAACAUAGACAGGAUCUACAAGCAACUGACGAGAUCUAGCACCCACCCACACGGGGGUACUGCAUAUCUGAACCUAGAUAACGAGGAUGAUCCUUACUUGCAUGGUAUCAAGUACACAGCAAUGCCUCCUACCAAGCGUUUUAGAGAGAUGGAGCAGUUAUCUGGUGGUGAGAAGACUGUGGCUGCUCUUGCGUUGAUUUUUGCAAUCCACAGUUAUAGACCCUCUCCAUUCUUUAUACUGGAUGAAGUGGAUGCAGCCUUGGACAACUUAAAUGUUGCCAAGGUUGCCGGGUUUAUCAGAGCAAAAUCACACAAUGAGAAAAGAGAUGGUGAAGAGUACGAUGGACAGGGGUUCCAGAGUAUAGUGAUCUCUCUCAAGGACAGCUUUUAUGACAAGGCUGAUGGUUUAGUUGGAGUAUACAGGGAUAGUGAGAGCUGUUCGAGGACCCUGACUUUCGAUUUGAGCAAAUAUGGCGAAGCAUGAAGGCUUUUAGGGUUCUCAGUAUUUUGGCAUUGCAUGUGAAUAUUACACCAUGUUGACUGUUCUUUCCAUUGCUAGAAGAAACAGUUAUUAAAAGCUAAGAUCCCUCAUUUUACCAUUUUAAUUUUUGCAAGUAUUGGCCUGGCUUGGAUUGGUUUAUUUUGCUUGUACUUGGCCUUUUCUGUUUUUUUUGGUCACCACAUGUGGUACAAAGGAAAUGAGGUGGGAUUAAAUUAAAUCUUUCAGCUCAGUAUUCUAUCAUCA
Molecule: messenger RNA, 4470 nt
Organism: Amborella trichopoda
Lineage: Eukaryota; Viridiplantae; Streptophyta; Magnoliopsida; Amborellales; Amborellaceae
Source: RefSeq, a predicted model, not a curated record